AUGGACAUUAGAUGGACCUACCGUGUCCGGGUUCUUGGCUACGACCUCGUAAAGCGCGUCCGACCCGGCCAGACCCCAUCCCUGACGCCUCUCACGCUACUAGUCACCUCGGAAGUUUCUGUGGAUGGACAAUACUCGGCCUGGAAGGUCGCGGUGAGUGAUCUCAGAUUACUCUUCGACAAGGCCAAUCGCGAGGACAUUACGGUUGAAAUUACAGACAUCAAAACAGCAGACGGAGUACCAUCAGCGCCGCUCACAGAUUGCGCGGCAAAGCUUGUCGCAGCAUGGGAGUGCUAUCGGCCAGCUCUCCUUGAAGAUAUCCAGGAACAACAGUGGCUCACCGCCGACAUCGUCCUCCGUGAAAUCGGAGAAUUGCUUCCCAUACGCGCCCCUACUCUCCUCAUCACCGCACAAGAUGCCGACUCAGCCAUAUGGUGGGACAAAAUCCUACCUCAUAUACGUCAACAACUCCCCCAGACAAUGGAGGUCAACCUCCUUUACGCACCACACCUGGCCAUGCAGACAUCUGGAGACGAGGAAGAAGCAGAGAACCCGUAUGUACGCCCUUCCAUGUAUUCUACAAUGCAGGACUACGACGCCAUCGUAGAGAUGGGAGCCAGUAUUGGCGUAGAGCAGCCGGACAACAGCGGAACAGUGGGCGCUGUCAUCGUACUCAAGGAUGCGGCGGGCAAUGAGACAAAUUGCGCCCUGACCAAUCACCACGUCGUUGCGACACACGAUCCAAAGAGUGUCAUCAACAGCGGUAUGUUGCUGGACAUUGGCUCAUUCUUGAUACUACGACAUGACUCUACUUCUAUUGUACCGGUAGACAUGGAGCAGCAAUUUGGAAUGACAGACGGUAUCAUGCUGGCUUUCGGCGUCAUGCAUGACCGCAAAGGAGAAGAGUUCAUGAGGGCCGGCGACUCUGGCAGUUGCGUACUACUGAACGAACGCAAUAAUAGGAAAGCAACGAUUCUUGGUCUACUCUAUACCUUCAACGAGCAUACGCGCGUUUCUUACAUGAUCCCGUUUGACUUAGUCAUAGAGGAUAUAGAGCAGGUGACAGAUCAGAAAGUGGUGAAGCCUGAGUUUGUUGAAUACGAUGCAAGGACCUAG
Messenger RNA from Alternaria ventricosa, 1116 nucleotides. RefSeq lists its product as uncharacterized. The coding region runs from base 1 to 1116 and encodes 371 amino acids. Lineage: Eukaryota; Fungi; Ascomycota; Dothideomycetes; Pleosporales; Pleosporaceae. The record is from RefSeq and is a predicted model, not a curated record. The transcript has 3 exons.